ACAUUACCGAAUAUUCACCACUCCCUACCUACUACUAGCAUAACAAGACAUGUAUCAAAUUGGUUACGUUUCUUUUACAAACGAAAAUAUUUUUAAACAUAUCAAGGUGUAUAAAAUAUAAAAUUACGAAACACAAGAUUCGUCUUGUAACGCGACGGGCCGACUUUAUGUUUUUUAUUCUCUCAGAAUAGAGAUCCUUGUGAUGCUUUGUAGAGCCAUAUAUAUAUACAUGUAUUCAGAUCUGCAAGUAUUAUUCAUUCUCUCUAAACAAAAGUAAAUCUCAAUUAAAAGGUGGAUUAUUAUUUUCUUCCUUUAUCACCGCCAAUGAUUAAGAAGCUAAGCAACAUGGAUUACAAGCAGAAACAAGAGAGAUGUGGGCAAUACAUCGAAGCUCUUGAAGAAGAACGACGCAAGAUUCAUGUCUUCCAACGUGAACUCCCUCUUUGCUUAGACCUCGUAACCCAAGCAAUUGAGGCAUGCAAGAGGGAGUUGCCGGGUACGGCCACAGAGAAUAUGUACGGACAAUCAGAGUGCUCGGAGCAGACGACCGGGGAAUGUACACCUGUCUUGGAGCAAUUUCUAACCAUUAAAGACUCAUCAACCUCCAAUGAAGAAGAAGAAUUAGACGAUGAGCACGGAAAUCAUGAUCCAGACAAUGAUUAUGAGGACAAGAACAUGAAAUCUGAUUGGCUUAAAUCUGUUCAGCUCUGGAACCAACCUGACCCUCUUCUCCCAAAAGAGGAAGGAACGCAAGAGAAGAUGGUGGACACGGUGGUGAAGAAAGAUGAAAGUAUGAAGAAAGAAGCGAUGGCUAACGGUGGAGAAAGAAGGAAGAGAGAGGCGGAGAAAGAUGGAGGAAGAAAGCAGCGAAGGUGUUGGUCGUCGCAGUUGCAUAGACGCUUCUUAAACGCUCUUCAACACUUAGGUGGACCUCAUGUUGCUACGCCGAAGCAAAUCAAGGAGUUAAUGAAGAUUGAUGGAUUAACUAAUGAUGAAGUCAAAAGCCAUUUACAGAAAUAUAGACUGCAUACAAGAAGACCAAGCCAAACAGUCUCUAACAACGGAAACUCUCAAGCGCAACAUCUCGUAGUCGUCGAGGGCAUAUGGGUUCCAAAAUCUGACCACUCUACAGGCAGGAUCACCGGAGGAGCCACCACUAGUGGCACCACCACCAGGUCCACCACCGGGAUAUAUGGAGCAAUGGCCGCACCACCACUGCCACAGUGGCCGAGCCCUUCCAAUUUUAGACCGUCCAUUAUCGUGGAAGAAAAAGGAUCGGGAAGCCCUAGCGAAGAGGUGGUGUUCCGAUGUAGCUCGCCAGCGAUGUCUUCUUCUACCCGCAACCAUUACGUCAAGAAUAUUUAGUUUUUUUUUCUUUAUAUUUUCUAUACUAUUUUGGUUUCUUCGAGUUAGAAUUUGACACCGUGAGGAUCAAGAGUGUAUAGAGGUUUGCACCGAAAGCAAUACUAUAUGUUUUACUCAGGAAUAGUGCCAUUUUAACUUUCUAGUUGAUUUGAAUCUUUCUUGUUCGUUUCUUUUUCCAAUUUUGUUGACUUGUUAUAUUUUUAUUUCCAUUAAACUUUACACAGUUUGAUAAAUAUGUGGAAUCGAAAUUGCAGGGAUUUGUUUUGUUGUGUUGUUGUUAUUACCAAAAUUUCAGUAUGGCGUGUUAAUGGCCAUGUUUCUGUUAAAUAUUAUUGUGGCUGCUGCUUGUUUUCGUUAACGCAAAAUUUACGGCACUAAUUAAUAUUUUGUAUAGUAUAUAUGUAUAACAAAUGUAUGUAUACAGCUAGUAUGAACAUGGCGGCAGAGUCGAGAGCAAAGGGAUCUUAACAGGAUAUACUAAGUUUUUGUCGACCAUAUUAUAUAAAGAUGCACACAACCACACAACCACAUGACAACAAAAUUGAUUUUAUUAUGAUAACAAAAAAAGACCCGGACCUUAUUGACUUGGUUGCAUUCAAGGGACGAAUAUGCUCGGACCCGAAAUGUAUAACUUACUAUAACUAUAAUUUUAAACUAUUUUUAAUUUUUUGAAAAUUUGAUUCUCACGUUGUUGAAUAUUAUUACAAAUAUGCACGAUAGCUACAAUGUCCUUGUCUUAGAGUAUAUUCUCUGCUUCUGGUUGGGCGAAGACUUUUAUUCAUUGAAUAGAUAUGGUUAGGUCACUUAAUAUAUUUGCCUAUUUGGAAAGUAUCUCUCAGAAUCUUGAAUUAAUCUAAAGAUUCUUUUAAUAAAUUGUUUAUCAGCCGUACCGGUGCCAUGUGGCCUUCUAAAAAACUUAUGUAUCAGAUUAUUGAUCCGAAAAAUAUAUAAAGUGUAACAAUAUAACUUUUUAAUAAAUAUCUACUAAAAACAGUAUUCUCUUUUUAUGCUCUAUGCUUUUUUCCUUACGUUUAUAUUUGGAUUUGUUUGAAUUUACAUGAAAUAUUUAUAUAUUUCCAUUUUGAAUGCAGGUAUUUUUUUAAUUCAUGCAGAAUGUCAAUAAUAUGGUUU
Molecule: messenger RNA, 2496 nt
Organism: Brassica napus (rape)
Lineage: Eukaryota; Viridiplantae; Streptophyta; Magnoliopsida; Brassicales; Brassicaceae
Product: transcription factor HRS1
Exons: 5
Coding region: 325-1365 (346 amino acids)
Biological process (GO): regulation of DNA-templated transcription
Molecular function (GO): DNA-binding transcription factor activity; DNA binding
Source: RefSeq, a predicted model, not a curated record